AUACACCAAUAUUAUCUUCAAGUGCAUUAACUGAGGCAAAAAAUAAAAUUGAAAUUGCAGAUAUAAGUUUAAUGUGGCAAGAAAGGUUAACUGGUUUUGCCAUUUUAGUAUUCGUAAAGUCUGAAAGUGAAAAUGAUAGAAAAAUAUCAGAUUUUUACA
Racocetra fulgida is the source of this 159-nucleotide messenger RNA. The record is from the annotation of a GenBank genome assembly. Lineage: Eukaryota; Fungi; Glomeromycota; Glomeromycetes; Diversisporales; Gigasporaceae.